ACUAAUAUCAAACAUGGCAAAACCUGCUAAAUCCACUAAGAAGUUCCAGAACAAGCACUUGAAGCAUACUAUUGAACAUCGUAGAGAAGUUCAGAAGAAUGCCAAGAAGUACGCUUCCAGAAAGAGAUCCAAGGGUAAGACCGAAGAUGGCGAUGAGGCAACUACUGGUGCUGCCACCACCAAGGCUAGUAAAGAAGUAUUCAAUGAUAUGUCUGUAGACGAUUUUUUCGCUGGUGGAUUUGAAGUUCCAAAGGAAAAGAAGUUCAAGAAGACUGAAGAAAGCGACGAUGAAGGCUCAUCAUCUGAAGAUGAAGAUGCCAUGAAGGAAGAUAUGAAAAACUUGGCUGACAAGGAUCCAGAAUUUUACAAGUAUUUGCAAGAUAACGACAAGGACUUGUUGGAUUUUGAAGGUGUGAAUCCUUUGGAUGCCAUUAGUGACGAUGAAUCUGAAGAAGAAGCUGAAGGUGAAAAGAGUGCUGAUGAAGAAAAGAAGGAUAAGAAAAAGACCAAGGCUGCUGCAGCUGAAUCAACCGGUACUAAGAAGGUUGAAAUUACAUCUGCAUUGGUAAAGCAAUGGGACACACAACUCACAAACAAGCCUACUGUUAAGGUGAUCAAGAACAUAGCUAUUGCAUUCAAGGCGGCUGUGAAUAUUCAAAACGCCCAAGACGAAGAUUAUAAAUAUGCUGUGACAGAUCCUAAGGCAUUCAACGCUCUCAUGUUACUUACUCUUCAAAAACUCCCAGAAGCCAUCCAAAAGUUGGUUAAAUACAAGGUUCAUGCUGGUACCGGUGCUAGAACUGUUCCACAAAAGAACCAAAGUGUAAAGCCAAUUUCUGCCAUUUUGAAGUCUGUAGCUGGUGCUUACAUUACUUUACUUCAAGACAUCACCAACACUGAAACUGCUGCUCUUGUUUUGGUUUCUCUUCAAGAAAUCUUCCCAUACUACCUUUCCUACCGUAGACUUUUGAAGGAAAUUUUGGGUGCUAUUGUCCGUAUUUGGGCUUCAACAAAUGAUGUUCAAACUCAAAUUGCCACUUUUGCCUUUUUGAACAAUGCUAGUAGAGAAUUCCCUCGUUCCAUUUUGGAAACUGUUUUGAAGCUGGUAUACUCCACAUUCUUACAAAACUGUCGUCACACUAACGUCCAUACCAUGUCCAUGCUUAACUUCUGUAAGAAUUCUGCUGCUGAAUUAUUUGGAAUAGAUGAAACUGUUUCUUACCAAGUUGGUUUUGAAUACGUUAGACAAUUGGCUAUUCACUUAAGAAACUCCAUAAAUGCUACUUCUAACGCUAAGGAAGGUUACAAGACCAUUUACAAUUGGCAAUAUUGUCACUCUCUUGAUUUCUGGUCGCGUGUUCUUGCUCAACAAUGUACUCCAGAAAAGGAAGCUGAAACUAAGAAGGAAUCUCCUUUAAGACAAUUAAUCUACCCAUUGGUUCAAGUCACUUUAGGUGCUAUCAGAUUGAUUCCUACCGCUCAAUUCUUCCCAUUGAGAUUUUACUUGAUUAAAUCUUUGACCAGAUUGCAAAACGGUACUGGUGUUUUCAUUCCAAUUUUCCCACUUCUUGCUGAAAUUUUGACAUCUACUGCCAUCACCAAGCCUCCAAAGAAGGCCACUUUGGAAGCUGUUGACUUUGAACACAACAUCAAGGUUAACCAAGCAUACUUGGGUACAAAGACUUACCAAGAUGGUUUAUGUGAACAAUUCAUAGAGUUGGCCAGUGAAUUCUUUGUAUUGUACACUAAAAAUAUUGCAUUCCCUGAACUUGCCACUCCUGCUAUCUUAUCCUUGAGAAGAUUUACAAAGAAAUCCAAGAACGUUCGUUUCAACAAGCAAUUGCAACAAUUGGUAGAGAAGCUUACUAGUAACUCUGAAUUUAUUACUGUAAAGAGAUCAAAUGUCGAAUAUGGACCAUCUAACAAGCAUGAAGUUCAAGCUUUCUUGAAUGACGUAGCAUGGGACAAGACUCCAUUGGGUCAAUACGUUGUUGUUCAAAGACAAGCAAAGGAAGAAAAGCUUAGAAUUUUACAAGAAGCAUUAGAAGAGGAUAAGGCUCGUGCUGAACAAGAAAAGGAACAAGCAGAAGAAUCUGACGUUGACAUGGAAGACUUGAAUGAAGGUGAAGAAUCUUCUGACGAAGAAUAGAUUUGAAAUGGCAUAUAUGUCUAUAUAUAUUAUUGAUAACUUAUUGGAUAAUUAGUAUAUACUACAAUAUUUUAAAUAAUUACAACACUUUAAGAAAGGAAGAC
This is a messenger RNA of [Candida] anglica, 2253 nucleotides long. The record is from the annotation of a GenBank genome assembly. NCBI's taxonomy places the organism in Eukaryota, Fungi, Ascomycota, Pichiomycetes, Serinales, Debaryomycetaceae.